CUUCUAGUGACGACCGGGAGCCGGGGUGUGAUUUCCGGCUUGAAGAACAAAGUUGGGGGGGAGAGGAUUGCAGGUUCCAGGAUUUUAUAAAAUGGACAGUCAGGGAAGGAAAGUUGUAGUUUGUGACAAUGGAACUGGGUUUGUAAAGUGUGGUUAUGCAGGCUCCAACUUCCCUGAACACAUCUUCCCUGCACUGGUGGGCCGGCCAAUCAUUCGGUCCACUGCCAAAGUGGGCAACAUCGAGAUUAAGGACCUGAUGGUGGGGGACGAGGCGAGCGAGCUGCGCUCGAUGCUGGAGGUGAACUAUCCCAUGGAGAACGGCAUUGUGCGCAACUGGGACGACAUGAAGCACCUGUGGGACUACACCUUCGGCCCGGAGAAGCUCAACAUCGACUCGCGCAGCUGCAAGAUCCUGCUCACAGAGCCGCCCAUGAACCCCACCAAGAACCGCGAGAAGAUCAUCGAGGUGAUGUUUGAGAUGUAUCAGUUCUCAGGGCUUUACAUCGCCAUUCAGGCUGUGCUGACUCUCUACGCUCAAGGUCUUCUGACGGGCGUGGUGGUGGACUCAGGUGACGGGGUCACUCACAUCUGCCCAGUCUACGAGGGCUUCUCUCUGCCACACCUCACCCGACGGCUGGACAUAGCGGGGAGGGACAUCACACGCUACCUCAUCAAGUUGCUGUUGCUGAGGGGAUAUGCCUUUAACCACACUGCGGACUUUGAGACGGUGCGCAUGAUGAAGGAGAAGCUCUGCUAUGUGGGAUAUAACAUCGAGCAGGAGCAGAAGCUGGCUCUGGAGACCACUGUACUGGUGGAGUCCUACAUGCUCCCAGACGGGAGAGUCAUCAAGGUUGGUGGGGAGAGGUUUGAGGCACCCGAAGCCCUGUUCCAGCCCCACCUCAUCAAUGUGGAGGGGGUGGGUGUGGCUGAGCUGCUUUUCAACACCAUUCAGGCAGCUGACAUCGACACCAGGUCGGAAUUCUACAAACACAUCGUCCUCUCUGGGGGGUCUACUAUGUACCCCGGCCUGCCAUCCCGGCUGGAGCGUGAGCUGAAACAGCUGUACCUGGAGCGCGUGCUGAAGGGGGACGUGGACAAGCUCUCGAAAUUCAAGAUCCGAAUUGAGGACCCCCCUCGGCGUAAGCACAUGGUGUUCCUGGGCGGGGCCGUGCUUGCUGACAUCAUGAAGGACAAGGACAACUUCUGGCUGACGCGCGAGGAGUACGAGGAGAAGGGCAUGCGCGUGCUGGAGAAGCUGGGCGUCACCGUCAGAUAAACCCCACCCACUUCCCACCACUGUAUAAACCCCACCCACCUCCAACCGCUCUAUAUAACCCCACCCAUUUCCCACCACUCUGUAUAAACCCCACCCACCUCCAACCGCUCUAUAUAACCCCACCCAUUUCCCACCACUCUGUAUAAACCCCACCCACCUCCAACCGCUCUAUAUAACCCCACCCACUUCCCACCACUCUGUAUAAACCCCACCCACCUCCAACCACUCUAUAUAACCCCACCCACUUCCCACCACUCUGUACAAACCCCACCCACCUCCAACCGCUCUAUAUAACCCCACCCACUUCCCACCACUCUGUAUAAACCCCACCCACCUCCAACCGCUCUAUAUAACCCCACCACUGUACAAACCCCACCCACCUCCAACCACUCUAUAUAACCCCACCCACUUCCCACCACUCUAUAUAACCCCACCCACUUCCCACCACUCUGUACAAACCCCACCCACCUCCAACCGCUCUAUAUAACCCCACCCACUUCCCACCACUCUGUACAAACCCCAUCCACCUCCAACCACUCUAUAUAACCCCACCCACUUCCCACCACUCUGUACAAACCCCUCCCUCUGCUCUGUAUAAACCCCACCCACCUCCCGCCCGCUCUGCAUUAACCCCAGAUUGUGGGUGCUCAGACUUAUUUAGGGUGGUAUGGGUUUUGGGGGUGAGGAGUCAAGCCGAUGGUUUGGUUUGUGACACUGGGUCCAUCACCUCUGUGGCCUCAUGCCCUUCAUCAGCUUCACUCACAGUUCUCCAACAACAACUUUGCCAUUCGCUUCUAGAUAAAAGUAUUCAUCACCUCCAGGGAGGAUGUUUUUGUUCUUUUUUGAUUGUUAUACUUAUGAUAUGUUUUUUGGAGGUUUGCUUGCUUUCUUUCGGAUGUCUAAAAUGUUUUUUACUUUUCAUACGUUUAUAUGUUUCCCAUUGCUUUACUUCCUUUCUUUGGAGUAGAGAGCAGGAAUGUGUAGUCACGUCACUUUCCCACCGUCGCCCUUGGACACAGAGCUUCAUCCUGUUCUGCUCAGAAAUAAUCAUCAGAUGAAGUCACAGGGCUGUGUGGGGUUCUUCACCAGGGCUCUGAGUGUGGGUUGAAAUGAUUGUAAUUUGACAUGGAGAUACUGUAAAAGCUUGUAUUUAUGUUUUGUUUGGCUCUUGUGUAUAUUUGAGGCACUUUUCCGUAAAUAUAUACACGCACUUUACUUACUUAGUACUUUAUUUAGUAGACCUAUACACAAGCUUGUUAUGCAAAUAUUUAAUCAGCCAAUCAUGUGGCAGCAACUAAAUGCAUAAAAGCAUGGAAUGAUAGUUGGUGCCAGACAGGGUUGUUUGUGUAUCUCAGAAACUACUGAUCUCCUGGAAUUUUUACGCACAACAAUCUCUAGCGUUUGCAGAUAAUGGUCCAAAAAACAUCCAGUGAGCAGCAGUUCUGCGGGCAAAAACGCCUUGUUAAUGGGAGAGGUCAGAGGAGAAUGGCCAGACUGGUUAAAGCUGACAGGUGACAGUAACGCAAAUAACCACACAUUACAACAGUGGAAUGCAGAAGAGUAUCUCUGAACACACAAGUCAAACCGCUCAGUGGAUAGGCUACAGCAGCAGAAGACUUUAUAAGUCUAAAGAAAAUGUCUAAUAAAUACCUAAUAAAGUGCUCAUUAAGUAUAUAAUUUUUUCCAGAAACAUUCCACAUCCAGUGCUGAGCACAGUUAUUUUUUUGGUGGAUCUUUUUAUUUUUAUUUUUUAUUUUUAUUUGUUUUUGUAACUUUUUUUGUUUUGUUUAAAGCAAAUUUAAAAUAAAGCCAAGUGAUUUAUAAA
Conger conger (European conger) is the source of this 3101-nucleotide messenger RNA. Its product is annotated as actin-related protein 2-B-like. The record is from RefSeq and is a predicted model, not a curated record. Gene Ontology annotation, cellular component: Arp2/3 protein complex; actin cortical patch. The coding region runs from base 92 to 1276 and encodes 394 amino acids. The transcript has 9 exons. Gene Ontology annotation, biological process: Arp2/3 complex-mediated actin nucleation. Gene Ontology annotation, molecular function: actin filament binding. NCBI's taxonomy places the organism in Eukaryota, Metazoa, Chordata, Actinopteri, Anguilliformes, Congridae.